Cyphellophora attinorum is the source of this 450-nucleotide messenger RNA. RefSeq lists its product as uncharacterized. NCBI's taxonomy places the organism in Eukaryota, Fungi, Ascomycota, Eurotiomycetes, Chaetothyriales, Cyphellophoraceae. The transcript is spliced from 2 exons. The record is from RefSeq and is a predicted model, not a curated record. Bases 1 to 450 code for a protein of 149 amino acids.
AUGCCACCACCAACCCCUCCAGCAGAUGGCACUGCUCAGCCGGCACACGCAGCUACGCCCACAGAUACACCCACGACGGCGCCCGCACCCAGAUCUACACGAGCACCUUCAACAAAUUCGCCCAGUUCCGUCGUCCGCCUCAUGUACGCUUAUGUCACCGCCGAGACCCUGAUUAAGCCUCUGAUGUUCUUGACUGCGAUCUCGAUUCUGAUACCUAGUCAUACCGUGGCCGAAAAUCAGCAAAUACUUGUUGAUGGCGAGCUUGGCUGUGUGGAUCACUGGACGGGUCUCUUGGAUCUGGCGACCAUAUCCAUGUGGAGUAAUGGUCCAGCCGAGAGGAGGAGGGAGUUAGAAGAGGCGAGGCGGGAGCUGGAACAAGCGACGCGGGAGAGGGACAGGCUGCUGGCGCAACAGGCGGAGGAGCGAGAGAGAGACAAUGCUGGCGAAUGA